Besnoitia besnoiti is the source of this 336-nucleotide messenger RNA. RefSeq lists its product as uncharacterized. The record is from RefSeq and is a predicted model, not a curated record. Lineage: Eukaryota; Apicomplexa; Conoidasida; Eucoccidiorida; Sarcocystidae. The coding region runs from base 1 to 336 and encodes 111 amino acids. The transcript has a single exon.
AUGAAGAAGUUGAUGCUGUUGGCGCUCGUCGCACCGAAAGCUCUUGAUGUGUUGAGGACGAAUCCGGCAGGCGAUUUGCUGCCUCUCCUCAAACUUCUUCCCCUUCUAGGGGGAGCCAAGUUGGACAAGCUGUUGCCGAUCGCGCUGCUCGCCAUGGCUGCCUUCGAUGCUCCGGAGGUGGCUGCGUUGCUCAAGAGUGUCGUUAGCAAGAAGCUGGUUUCCGGCGGCUACGGCGUGAGGCGACGGCAGUGGAAACGUCUGACGAGGAAAUGUCGGUGGUGGACUAUUUGGUUGACUCCUGGGCGGUCGCGGACGGACAGUUCGAAGACGAAAUGA